This is a messenger RNA of Aspergillus niger, 996 nucleotides long. RefSeq lists its product as uncharacterized. The record is from RefSeq and is a predicted model, not a curated record. The coding region runs from base 1 to 996 and encodes 331 amino acids. NCBI's taxonomy places the organism in Eukaryota, Fungi, Ascomycota, Eurotiomycetes, Eurotiales, Aspergillaceae. The transcript has a single exon.
AUGGCUUCCAAAUACGCCGCGGCCCACAAAUCCCCUCAAGGACCCGGUGACGCCCGUCCUACCGCCAUCCAAAUCAUCAAAGAUCAAAACCUCGAAGACAAGCUCUCCGACAAGACCAUCCUGAUCACGGGCUGCUCCUCGGGACUAGGUGUCGAGACCGCGCGCGCACUCCACCUCACCGGCGCAACCCUCUACCUAACCGUCCGCGAUGUCAAAAAAGCAGAGGCCAACCUUGGUGACCUGGCCAACAGUCCCCGAGUUCAUUUCCUCCACUUAGACCUGAACUCGCUUGACUCCGUGCGCGCCUGCGCCGAAGACUUCAACUCCAAGAGCAAAAAGCUUAACAUUCUAAUUGAAAACGCCGGCGUCAUGGCCUGCCCGGAAGGCCGGACAGCAGAUGGCUUCGAGACUCAAAUCGGAAGCAACCACCUCGCGCACUUCCUUCUCUUUAUCCUUCUGAAACCUACCCUCUUGGCUUCAUCAACACCCGAAUUCAACUCCCGUGUUGUGAUACUUUCCUCCGCCGCUCACAGAAUUUCAAGCGUCCACCUCGACAACAUCAGUCUCGAGGGUGAAUACGAGCCGUGGAAGGCAUAUGGCCAGAGCAAGACCGCUGGGAUCUGGGCUGCUAAUGAGAUCGAAAGACGGUAUGGUGCUCAGGGCCUCCAUGCUUUCAGUUUGCAUCCGGGUGGCAUCAAUACGGAUCUCCAGCGUCAUAUUUCGCAGGAGCAGCAGGCCGCAUGGGGUCAAGAUGAAGCACUGAUGAAGACCUUUAAGAGUCCGGAACAGGGCGCUGCUACGACUGUGCUGGCGGCUGUGGCCAAAGAGCUCGAGGGCCAGGGAGGGAAGUACUUGGACAAUUGUCAGAUUGCUGAGCCAUAUGACCCGAGUAGUGGCACCUGGGGUCCGGGGUACGCUGCUUGGGCGUAUGAUGUGGACGGAGAGAGGAAGUUCUGGAAGCUGAGUUUGGAGCUUCUCGGUCUGAAGGAUGAGUAG